This is a messenger RNA of Plasmodium berghei ANKA, 810 nucleotides long. RefSeq names its product palmitoyltransferase DHHC11, putative. Gene Ontology annotation, molecular function: protein-cysteine S-palmitoyltransferase activity. Gene Ontology annotation, cellular component: endoplasmic reticulum; Golgi apparatus. The record is from RefSeq and is a predicted model, not a curated record. Bases 1 to 810 code for a protein of 269 amino acids. The transcript is spliced from 10 exons. Gene Ontology annotation, biological process: peptidyl-L-cysteine S-palmitoylation; protein targeting to membrane. NCBI's taxonomy places the organism in Eukaryota, Apicomplexa, Aconoidasida, Haemosporida, Plasmodiidae.
AUGAUAAACAAAAUAAAGGGCAUAUUCCGCGUGUUAUACAACUAUGUUACUCUUUUAUUAGUUUAUGGGCUAAUUAUUCAAGCAAAUUAUUUAUGUUUCAAAUGUGCACUAACUUUUUCGACAAAAAUAAGAAUAGUAUGUUUAAUCUCAUUUGGAUUUACAACAUGUAUGACUUUAUGGUGUCAUAUAAAAUGUCUUUUAAAAAAUCCAGGGUAUUUGAAUAAAUCUGAUUUUCCGGGAAAAAAUAUAAAUAUAUAUGACCAUAAUAUAAGCUAUUGUAAAAAGUGUAAUUUUUCAAAAAUAAAAAGAGCUCACCAUUGCUCAGUUUGUAAUAAGUGUGUAAAAAAAAUGGACCAUCAUUGCACAUGGAUAAAUAAUUGUGUUGGAUUAUAUAAUCAAAAAUUUUUCAUUCUCUUAAAUAUUUACACCUUACUAAUGUGUUGUAAUUCCGCUUUUAUAAUUUUCUAUAAAUUGAUCAUGUGCAUUAAAAAUCGGGUAUACUUUAAAGAUGAAAGUUGCAAUUUCCUUAAACUGGACAUUUUACUUAUCAUAGUCGUUUCUAUAUCUUCAUUAAUAUUUGGGAUACUUUCUUUUGUUAUGCUUGUCGAUCAGUAUUGGGGAAUAAAAACCAAUACAUCAGGUAUUGAAUUUUUAAAAAAUAUAAAAGGAGAAAAUCAGAGUUUUUCUAAAUCAAUUAUAGAAGUCUUUGGCAAAGCAUCAUACACAUGGUUUAUCCCAGUUGAUGCAAAAACCAAGGACAAUUUAGUGGACGAUUUUAAUGAAAAUAAAAAAAAAUAUAAAAAUUUAUGA